Phoenix dactylifera (date palm) is the source of this 1148-nucleotide messenger RNA. RefSeq names its product cyclophilin 20-2 (gene PNSL5). Gene Ontology annotation, molecular function: cyclosporin A binding; peptidyl-prolyl cis-trans isomerase activity. NCBI's taxonomy places the organism in Eukaryota, Viridiplantae, Streptophyta, Magnoliopsida, Arecales, Arecaceae. The record is from RefSeq and is a predicted model, not a curated record. Gene Ontology annotation, biological process: protein folding; protein peptidyl-prolyl isomerization. Gene Ontology annotation, cellular component: cytoplasm.
CUUCUCCUCUCUUACAAACAAAAACAAGCGGCACCACUUGUCCCCUUCUCCCUAUUCUUAUCAGCAGCGGCGGCCGAACAAAAAUCCACCAACCUUCUUCUCGUUCAUCGUCGCUUCUCCCGCUCAACACCUCCUCCUCUUCCAUUAAUGGCGUCUUCUCUCACCAGCCUCGCGAGCGUGCGGCCGGCGGUGGCCGGGCCGAGGAGCCUCCGCCGCUCCCAUCAACGGACCCCCUCGCCGGGUUUCUUGGGUCUCCGAGGGAGCUCCUUGCCGGCGCCGGAGAUCUCCUCCGCCGCCGCUCUCUCCGGCGGCCAUGGGCUUUCCUCCCUCUCCGUGUCAUCCUUCCGGAGGAGUGCCCGCUACACCACCUCGGCUCGUGCUGAGUUGAAGUCUCAGGAAGCUGAAUUGCAGUCUAAGGUUACCAACAAAGUGUUCUUUGACAUAAGCAUUGGGAACCCUGUGGGAAAGCUUGUUGGAAGGAUUGUGAUAGGGUUGUAUGGGGAUGAUGUGCCCCAAACUGCUGAAAACUUUCGUGCUCUUUGUACAGGGGAGAAAGGCUUUGGCUACAAGGGAUCCAUGUUUCAUCGUGUCAUCAAGGAUUUCAUGAUCCAAGGGGGAGACUUUGACAAGGGAAAUGGAACUGGAGGUAAAAGCAUAUAUGGCCGUACAUUUAAAGACGAGAACUUCAGGCUGUCUCAUGUGGGACCUGGAGUAGUUAGCAUGGCAAAUGCAGGACCCAACACCAAUGGAAGCCAGUUCUUCAUUUGCACUGUCAAGACUCCAUGGUUGGACCAGAGGCACGUUGUGUUUGGGCAGGUCCUCGAGGGGAUGGAUGUGGUGAGGCUGAUCGAGUCCCAGGAGACUGACCGGGGGGACCGUCCAAAAAAGAAAGUGGUUAUUAGUGACUGUGGCGAGCUUCCAGUGGUCGCCAUGGCCUGAGGAGAUCCACCCCGUUAUCUUUAUUCAAGCGAGGCACCAUAAGGAUCCCACAAUUUUUCUAGAUUUAAUCUCAUCGGCGAACAAAUACUGUUGAUUUUAGGUUGAAACAGUUGAAUUGAUGAUCCAUUUGCUGCAUGUGGUUGAAAUGUAAUGCUGCACAAGUUUUAAAUAAUUGAUGUGAUAAGAUUGCGUUGAGUCAUUAAGAUUGA